AUGAAGAGCUCACACGAGACGGGCCUUUGGGACAAAUGGCAGGACGCGUCGUCCAAAUACGCGUACAAAGUGUAUGUUAAACAGGAUUAUGUAUUUCCCGACGACUCACCCCGUAAUUACAUGGAUUUGGACAAGAUGAAGAUCGCCCUUGUUCAAACAAUGUCGUUGAUGGGGGAUUUGAUACCGACUACAACUAACUUUGCCUGCGAUAUGCAAAUACAGGAUCACCACAAUAUUGCUCAUUAUUUUGACUAUAAUUUUAUACCGAGAGGCAAUUUUACGUUUGUUUGGAUACAGAAUACCAAAGAGUCGGAUACACAGGCCUUAUGUGCAGCGCAACUGUUUAUUGUUAAAGAACUGGUCAGACGUACACAAUAUGGUGCAAUACCAUUGCAAAUGGAAAACCGAGGUUAUUUGAAUAUAUCAGGCCAUGAGAUUGACUCCGAACUCACUUAUCUUUAUUCAAGGGAAGCCGACAUAUCCCUGGAUGAAUUUCAACUCAACUCAUAUAUUGCAUCUUUUGCUUACGCGAUCACUCCAUAUAACAGUCCUGCCAUGGUCAUUUUAAGCGGCAUUUACCCCAAUACAGACACUAGCACGCAUUUUGGCAUGUUUAAAAGAAAGGCUACAGCUAUUGAGACCAGAAUCAUAAACAAAGCUCUGGCUAAAUAUGACAGUAAUUACAUCGACUCUACGAUCACAAACUUUUUGUCCGAAUUUGAUGUAGUGAUGGCUGACAUCCGGGACCGGAGGACACAUGUGCUCAUCUGCUCAUCACAAGUGAUGGACCUAAUUAUGGGACAGACGUCGACAUAUGGGCGCACUGUUCACGUGGCAAAUGCCAAAUACUUUGAUCAGCCAAACGCUUAUACUAUACACAAGGACUCGGAUCCGGUGCUAAUCAAAGCAUUCGUUGAAAUAGUGGUAAGCUUAAGGGAAUGCGGUUUAUUAAACAAGUGGUUACAGGCGGCCGCCGUGUUUGCCUACGAUGCCUAUGUGGACAAAACAAAAGAGGCAGAUAUAGCACCGGACAGAUUUCAAUUGACACCAGCCAUACAUGCAUUCGCUCGCGUCAUAACCGUAUACAACGCGCCGGCGAUUGUGGUGUUGGGCGGCCACUACCCCAACACCGACUCAUCGCCACAUUUGGGCAUUUUUAAGCUCUUUGACGUUAAUCAAAAAGCGACAGACAUUGAGACCAGGAUUAUAAACAAAGGGCUGUCAAAACCUGAUGACAAUUACAUUGAUUUUUCAUUUACACAAAUGUUGUCUGAAAUCAAUGCAGUGAUGGCUAAGAUCCGGGACAGGAAGUCACAUGUGCUGAUCACCACCGAUGGCAAUAUGCAACUCGUUAUGGGACAGACGUCUACAUACGGGCGCACUGUUCACGUGGCGAAAGCCAAAUACUUUGAUCAGUCCAUCGGCUAUAUUGUUCAUAAGGAUUGCGAUCCCAUUAUUGCUAAAGCAUUUACCAAAAUGUAA
Medioppia subpectinata is the source of this 1482-nucleotide messenger RNA. The record is from the annotation of a GenBank genome assembly. NCBI's taxonomy places the organism in Eukaryota, Metazoa, Arthropoda, Arachnida, Sarcoptiformes, Oppiidae.